This is a messenger RNA of Coffea arabica (coffee), 1124 nucleotides long. RefSeq names its product heavy metal-associated isoprenylated plant protein 30-like. Lineage: Eukaryota; Viridiplantae; Streptophyta; Magnoliopsida; Gentianales; Rubiaceae. The record is from RefSeq and is a predicted model, not a curated record. Gene Ontology annotation, molecular function: metal ion binding.
CUCAUCAAUGAUGCCUUCUACUACUUAUGGGUUCUUCCCUUUCCCAUGCGUCUCUCCUUUCUUCUUUCCUAAUUAAUGUAACUCUACAUAACGUUACUUACAUAGUAGGUGUAGUAUAUAUAUCUAGAGAAGGAACCUGUUGGCAAUGGUUAACCUACCGGAAAGGCUAUUUGGCUUUGUCGUCUCAGCUCUUGCCUACUGUUUCUUUCAAUAUCAUCGUCAUCAAGACUCCAACCACUAUCGCCCCAAAAGCUCCAACAACGACAAUAUCAGCUACAAAAUGCCCAAGACCAAGGCUCGACCGCUUUCUUUGCAGUGUUGGUUGGAUGAGUUUGCAGACAGUGGAGCUGAAAGUGAGGAUGUGCUGCAGUGGCUGCGAGAGAGUUGUCAAGGACGCCAUCCACAAACUCAGAGGGGUGGAUUCAGUCGACGUAGAGCUGGAGAUGGAUAAGGUGACAGUAAUUGGGUACGUGGAUCGAAACAAGGUGCUGACGGCGGUGAGAAGGGCGGGAAAGAGGGCAGAGUUUUGGCCCUAUCCAAAUCCCCCGCUCUACUUCACUUCCACCACCAACUACUUCAAGGACACCACCAGCGAUUUCAAAGAGAGCUACAACUACUGGAGGCACGGCUACAAUGCUGCCGACAGGCACGGCAGUCUUCCGGUCACUCAACGGGGAGACGACAAGGUCAGCAACAUGUUUAACGACGAUAAUGUAAAUGCCUGCUGUCUCAUGUAAUCUCUUAUGUUGCCGCCAAAAAUAAGAAAUAAAAAAUCAGGGAAUGUGCGUUUUUUUUCCCCAUCCCAUCUGAAGCUAGUGCUAGUGAAGGCCCAUUCAAUUCUCGUUAUAAGAUAAGUUUAGUGCGGGAUUGUGCGUCUCUCGUCCAGAGAAUAGUAGUACUGCCUUUUAUGAGGCCGUCUGUUGCCUUGCAACGUUGUAUUUAGAUGCCCCCAGGUAACAAACACAGUCAAGAUAAAUGGGCCGGGCCACUACCUUUAGGCGACCAGGCCGGCCUCACAGUAAGCUAGGAGGGUUGUCUCGAUCCAUAGCUAAACAACAAUUGGCGACGUAUUUGUUUUCUUUCAAAUCAAAUCGAGAAUCGAAGAGAGUAGCAGCACAUAUUCA